AUGAUGCACCCUGUUGCCAGCAGUAAUACAGCUUUCUGUGGGACUGGCAAGAGUUCUUGCCUUAAUGAAGACAAUGUGAGAUCUGCUGAUCAGUUUGACUUGUAUGCCACACAGCAAAGUAAAUACAGCCACGCAGUCAGCCACAAACCAAUUGCAUGCCAGAGACAAGAUGCGUUGAAUGAGUCACACUUGCAGACCACAAGUGGCAGAAAUAUAGAGACAAAAGAUGAACUGAAGAAAAAGAAAAACCUCAACCGAUCUGGUAAACGUGGAAGGCCAUCAGGGACCACAAAAUCAGCAGGGUACCGAACCAGCACAGGUCGACCCCUGGGGACCACCAAAGCAGCUGGAUUUAAGACAAGUCCAGGCAGACCCUUGGGUACAACUAAAGCAGCGGGAUACAAAGUCAGCCCAGGCAGACCUCCAGGAAAAAAGCAGCAAGCCUUCAGGUGUUCCAGUGAUGCCUAACACAUAAUGAGCUGGACUUUAUGCUGUACUUUACAAUAGGUGUGUUGAAUUGUUUUUGGGGGACUUUGUAUGCACUGGCAACUAAGACAAUGAACCUCAACUAUACUGGAUGGCUCCUUAGUCAAUAUAUAAACUAAUGGCAGCUAAACUGCUACUAAAAUAUAGUUUCUCCAUGCUGAAGCUACGAAAUCCAGUUGUGUGUUCUGUUCCUCGAGAAACUCACAAGUAUGAAAUUUAGCAAUCUUUCUCAGAAUGAUGUGUAACUUCUGACACAUGCAAAAUGCUAACGUGAAUUAAUUCACCCUCAGGAUCUGUAGUGUAUUGGCUGUUUUUAAUCAGAUGAUUUUUCAACAAAGACUGCUUUAAGCUCUUUUCUGAACUCAGCUGGGAAAGCAGUGCUCUUCAGCUGAAUGUGAUAACUACAGGAGUGUCACACCUGGCUGGCAAGGAACGUGUUGCAUGUCACCACUGUACCUUGGAGAAACUCCGCUUCUUACCUCCUUCUGUUUAUCCCGUUUGCCCCUGUUUCAUUUCUCACUUGUGCAUCUACUCAAUGGUGCUGUGCUGUGUGUCAGGAGAUAAUGCAGAUGUAUUACUGUUCUGCUAGUAUAAUGAAUUUUGUAUUCAAGUAUGCUGAUGAAAUAAUGAAAUCAUCUAAGCAGUUUCUGUUCAUUACAGUGUUUAUUAAUUAUAUCAGAUAAAAUAGAAUCCCAGUAAAAACAAUUAACAUUGUCAGUUGUGAAACGAUGAACACAAAGUAGGAAAGCGCUCAGAGAGUCUGUAAAGGGCUGCUUGGCACCCUAGACUUAGCGAGGAGACCAGAAAUGCCCUGCAGGGUAUUUCCUGAUUCUGGUUUAUUUUAUAUUUGACUAUAGUUUACUGGUGCCAUGCUGUGAGGGGAAGAAAAAAAGAAGUUAAAGAUUCAAAGUGAAGUAUGAAUGGAAUUUUCAAAUACUUCUACUUUGCCUGUGUAUAAUCUACAGAAUACAUUGUGCUUUUUUUUUUUUUUAAAAACACACUUUUCAUGACAAACACUGAAACAGCAUGUUAUUGCCUGAACUUUGUUAUUACCAGUGGGAAAACUGACCUUUUCCUCCCCACAGUAUGAAAAGAUUACUUGUAAGGUAAAUUGCUUAUUUUAUAUUACGUAUCAUAAUUCAGCUCUUCAUAAGCUAGGAUCACUGUUGUGUAUUAACACUGUUCAGAAGAUGAUCUACAUGUCAAGUUUGUUUUUUAAUAAGUUCUUUUAAUUAUCGAGUUUCUAACAUGUCGUAUUUAUACAUAAAUGAAAUGUAUUAGCUUGCUAUUAUUCCUUAAUGAUGCUAUACAAGUUCACUGUUUAACAUACAUAUAGUAACUAUUCAAUUUCUGAUUAAAUUUACUUAAACUUUAAAACCAAAUAAUUUUGCUACUAUAAAGUCUUGCACUGGACAUAUUCAAAAUGCUAGCACCAUAUUUUAGCAGAAAAAAAUCAGAUACCAUCCGAAGUGGCUAACUCUGAUAGCAAAGGUAGUAUUUUUAAAAUCAGCAGUUAGCUUUGUCAUUAAAGAAAUGUUCUUUAUAUCUUGGAUUUAGUUUAAACUAAUCAAAGUAACUAUGUAUUAAGAGCCAUUAAAAGAUUUCUGUUCUGAGUGAAUAUAUUUUCAUUUUAUUUGAAAGAUCUUAGAGUUCAGUCAGGACAAAACCAAGCUUUGUCAGUGAAAAGUGAUGUGUCUGUGAAAAGAAUUACUUGCAACUACAAUAUGCAGAGUAAUUCAGAUCAGAAUUUAACCCUUCCCCCCAUUUUUGAAGAGCUUUAAAAGGCAGAGCAAUGUGAAGUCUUUUGUCUGAUGGUUUCAUUAGCUGCGACUCUGCUAUUCUUUGUCAUAUGUAUAAUAAAGUUUCAUGCUAUCCCUAGAGAUGACAGUUCAAACAGUUGAUCAUAGUCAUACUAUGAACUGCAGACUUCAUUUCUGACCACAAAAGACAUUUAUUCUUCUCUAUUUUAAUGCAUAUAUUUUAACACUGCUAAAAUAUAUUUAUGACUCUCGUAGAGACUAGACCUUGCUCCUUGUGAUUAUUUUUUUCAAAUAGGUAAAUCUAAAUCUGUAUUCUGAAAUUUGAACCACUUCCUGUUCUUUAAUCUUUCACCGUUUGCUUUUCCACAGGUUUACUUUGGGGGAAACAGUAAUCUGUUAAAUAACUAGUAUCAGCACCGUGUCCUCUGCUGUAAAAAGCCUGAUUAGAUACUGUGUAUGUUUUUAUGUCCAUGAACUUGAGCUACUCGUGUGCAAUUAUGUGUAUGGGAAUGGAGUAGUGUUCAUGAUCUGUAUUUACAUCAUCAUAUGGAUGUAUAUUUAUUAAUAAAGUUAAUACUUUAAAAUCUAA
Molecule: messenger RNA, 2835 nt
Organism: Struthio camelus australis
Lineage: Eukaryota; Metazoa; Chordata; Aves; Struthioniformes; Struthionidae
Source: RefSeq, a predicted model, not a curated record